Manis pentadactyla (Chinese pangolin) is the source of this 954-nucleotide messenger RNA. RefSeq names its product olfactory receptor 2G3-like. The transcript has a single exon. Gene Ontology annotation, cellular component: membrane. Bases 1 to 954 code for a protein of 317 amino acids. Lineage: Eukaryota; Metazoa; Chordata; Mammalia; Pholidota; Manidae. Gene Ontology annotation, molecular function: G protein-coupled receptor activity; olfactory receptor activity. Gene Ontology annotation, biological process: G protein-coupled receptor signaling pathway. The record is from RefSeq and is a predicted model, not a curated record.
AUGGAGAGGGCCAAUGGGAGUGCUCUGAUGGGCUUCAUCCUCCUGGGCUUCUCGGAGCACCCUGGCUUGGAGUCUGUGCUCUUUGUGUUCGUCCUUUUCUUCUACCUCCUGAUGCUCGUGGGGAACUUCACCAUCAUCAUCGUCUCGUACCUGGACCCUCACCUCCACACCCCUAUGUACUUCUUUCUCGGCAACCUCUCCCUGCUGGACCUCUGCUUCACCACUAGCAUUGCGCCUCAGACCCUAGUUAACCUGCAAGGACCAGAGAAGACCAUCACUUACGGCGGCUGUGUGGUACAGCUUUACAUUUGCCUGGCACUGGGCUCCACCGAGUGCGUCCUCCUGGCUAUGAUGGCCUUGGAUCGCUACGUGGCUGUCUGCAGACCCCUGCACUACAUGGCCACCAUGAACCCACAGCUGUGCCAGCAGCUGGCGUCCAUCUCCUGGCUCGGUGGUUGGGCCAACUCCCUGAUCCAUGCCACCCUCGCCUUGCAGCUGCCUCUCUGUGGAGAGCACAGGCUGGAUCAUUUUAUUUGUGAAGUGCCAGCUCUCCUCAAGCUGGCCUGUGUGGACACCACUGUCAAUGAGUUGGUGCUCUUUUUUGUUAAUAUCCUGUUCCUGCUAAUCCCCCCGGCAUUCAUCCUUAUCUCCUAUGGCUUUAUAACACAAGCUGUGCUGAAGACCAAGUCGCUGGAGGCGAGGCGCAAGGCCUUCAGCACCUGCUCCUCCCACCUCACGGUGGUGAUCAUUUUCUAUGGCACCUUGAUCUACAUGUACCUGCAACCGAGCUAUGCCCAGGAACAAGGCAAGUUUGUCUCCCUCUUCUACACCAUGGUGACUCCCACCUUAAAUCCAAUCAUCUACACUUUCAGGAACAAGGAUGUGAAAGAUGCUCUGAAGAAACUUCUCUCAGGAAGACUGUGCUCCCGACAGUCAUCGUUUGCAAGAAACUGA